Molecule: messenger RNA, 1032 nt
Organism: Caenorhabditis bovis
Lineage: Eukaryota; Metazoa; Nematoda; Chromadorea; Rhabditida; Rhabditidae
Source: the annotation of a GenBank genome assembly
AUGAAUAACAACGAAACAAGAGUUCUCGUCACUGGUGCCUCCGGGUUCAUCGGAACACACUGUGUUGAAAUCCUAUUGAAAAAUGGGUACCGCGUUCGAGGAACUGUUCGCGAUUUGAACAAUAAAUCGAAGGUUGACCCAGUUAAAAAACUGGACAAGAAUGGCAAACUCGAAUUGGUUGUGGCCGAUUUAUUGAAUGAGAACUGCUGGAAUAAUGCUGUUUCGGGAUGCGAUUAUGUUAUGCACGUUGCCUCGCCAUUCCCAAUUGUUUCCGAUGAGCGUUGCAUAAAAACGGCCGUCGAGGGUACACUGAACGUUCUCCGCGCAGUCGCCGCUGAUGGCAAUGUUCGCAAAGUUGUUUUGACUAGCAGUUGUGCGGCGGUGAAUGAGGGACAUCCGCAAGAUCGCGUUUUUGACGAAAAUGACUGGUCCAAUCUCGACAGCAAAUAUAUUGAUUGCUAUAUUAAAAGCAAAACCAUGGCUGAAAAAGCGGCUUGGGAUUUCCUCGAUCAACUUCCUGAUGAUAAGAAAUUCGCUCUGACUGUCAUCAAUCCGACCCUCGUUUUUGGACCAGCCUACAUCACCGAACAAGGCGCGAGUAUUUCGCUGAUGCGUCGUUUCAUGAAUGGCCAAAUGCCAGCUGCUCCGCCAUUGAACAUGGCUGUCGUUGAUGUGCGUGAUGUUGCGCUCGCGCAUUUUGAAGCGAUGAAGCGGCCUGAAUCUGACGGCGAACGCAUUCUAGUCACGAACACGCCAUCCAUGUGGUUUUCGGACAUCGCUCAAGUGCUUCGUAAGGAGUUCAGAGGAAAAGGCUAUUGGAUUCCAAGGUUCACUGCUCCAUACUUUGCCGUCUGGCUUUUCUCAUUCAUUGACGCUGAAUCAAAAACAGCUCUCCCCAGAUUAUGCCAAGAAGUGAAAUUUAGCAAUGAAAAGGCACGCCGUCUCCUUGGAAUCGAGUUUCGAGAUAGUUCUCAAGCUCUCAUCGACAUGGCUCAUUCUCUGAUUGAACUUGGUGUGAUUCCGCGCAAAUAA